UUACUGAAGCCGGGAUUCCUCGGGGCAAAUCUUGCGAGGCGGCCAAUUAUAGCCAGCUCUCGUCUGGUGCUGCUGCCGAGCCGAGCCAUUUUAGGUGUUACUUGAGACGAAAUUCGCCUAAACUAGCAUAGUAGCGUCGCUUACGCAAGCCCAGGACUGAUCAACGUAUUGUCUGGCGCUGUCGCUUGCCGGCUUCUCCGCGUGCCCGUCGUGCGAAUCGAUUCGAAAUUCGACCGUUGCGCGGCGCACGCCGGAGCCCACGCAGGCGCCGGGAAAUUCGCCGAUAUAAGGCUGCGCGGCAUCGUUGACGAUUAAACUUUUAAGCGCAGGCGAUAAGGUUACCAGUAGGCACGAGCAUGGGCUCCCAACCGCUACGCCCCCCGAUGACCACGACAUUGCCGUGCUCGGCGCGCAUGCGACUCACGAGAAUAGUCAACUUCCAGCUUCUUAUUUCCAAGGGGCUGUGCUCCGAGCCUCUGCUGCUCCUCCUCUUGGUGACGUCGGCGCUGUGCGUUAUGGGCCCGCGCUGCCACGUGGACGCCUCCUCUAAUGCCACGUCGCCCGAGCCCACAAAGCCGGUUUCGCGAUGCGAUCUGAAUGCCGGCCGCUGGGUGCGUAACCCCUGGGUGAAGCGUUACACGGGUUACAGCUGCCAGAGCAUUCGCUCGCAGCUCAACUGCGACAGGAAAGGUCGCCAGGACUCGGAGUACCUCAACUACGAGUGGCGCAGUCCCGGGUGCAACAUCAAGAGGUUCAACACGGCCGCUUUCCUCAGCAAAGUUCGCAACAGGGUCUUCAUGACGGCUGGUGACUCGUACGCCACCAACCUCUACCACGCCUUGAGAUGCCUCAUCGAGACCACCACGCCAGUGCAGGACUACAGCACGAGCUCGGCCUUUGGAACGGGCGUCAAGGCGUCCGGGUUCACUGUACCGUCACACAGCUUCACCUUCCUCCGCCAGUCCACCAACUUCCUUGUCGACUCCGAACCUCAGGGUACAGCCUCCAGCAAGGGUGUGUGGACGGUAUAUCUGGGGAGGGCGGAUCCCAAGUGGGCGAAACUGCUCCCUCACGUCAACUAUGUGCUCUUCGCCACAGGGCACUGGUUCACCAAUGCUGCUUCCAGCAACCGAGACUACCGCGGCUAUAACGGCUCACCGAUCUCCGUGAAUUCAAUCACAGCCAUGCGAGCGGCGAUCCGGACCGUCCGUCGCACGAUCCAAGCCAUUGGCUUUCGAGGCAUGCCCAUGGCGCUCACCUACACUGCCACGCACUACGGAAAGUCCUUUCCUCCAGAAGACCCCAUGAGUGACUGCAGCACUGCUCAGGCGCCUGUGGGAGAUAAGGUGGCGGAGUAUGCCGCCAAAAACACCUUUUUUAUGCAGGCUCGCAAUGGCCUCGUUCGGGAGUUACGCAAUCCAAGGUUCAAGAUUAUCGACAUCACAAGGGCUACUUUGUACCGGCCAGAUGCGCACUUGCAGAAGUAUGGAGAGGAAUCCAUGGAUUGCUCUCAUUGGUGUGUUCCUGGCGUGCCUGACUCGUGGGCUGACAUAGUUUACUCCUACGUGUCCGGUUCAAUCACAUGACAAAAAUGGUGUUUAAAAAAUGUAGCAGCUAAGUCAUACCUCAUGACCCUUUACUGCUCCAAUAUACGAGGCCAUGCACGAUUUCCUCAUAAUGUUCAUGGUGCUAUUCAGUGGUCAGAUACUUACAGCAAAUGUGGCAUCGUUACAUUUAGAAUAUCGACAAUGGUUCAUACAUUGACUUAUAGACGACCUUCUGAUAU
Closterium sp. NIES-67 is the source of this 1786-nucleotide messenger RNA. The record is from the annotation of a GenBank genome assembly. Lineage: Eukaryota; Viridiplantae; Streptophyta; Zygnematophyceae; Desmidiales; Closteriaceae.